This is a messenger RNA of Ficedula albicollis (Collared flycatcher), 3201 nucleotides long. It is a transcript of the gene GAL3ST2, whose product is annotated as galactose-3-O-sulfotransferase 2. Gene Ontology annotation, biological process: glycoprotein biosynthetic process; glycolipid biosynthetic process. The record is from RefSeq and is a predicted model, not a curated record. NCBI's taxonomy places the organism in Eukaryota, Metazoa, Chordata, Aves, Passeriformes, Muscicapidae. Bases 56 to 1312 code for a protein of 418 amino acids. The transcript has 4 exons. Gene Ontology annotation, molecular function: galactosylceramide sulfotransferase activity. Gene Ontology annotation, cellular component: membrane.
ACAAACAGGCACUGGAGUCGAUUUGCAAAGGAGAUAUUUCCCAGUUCGCAGCAGCAUGAAAAGCCCUGGGUGCACUCCAAGGCAUGUCAGGUGUCUCAUCAUUUUCAGCCUCUGUCUGGGACUUACCUGCCUCUCAGGAAUCUUCCAUAUGAAGAAUAAGAAUUACAGAAUCUCAAAGAGCCAGGAGGAGCUGCUGAUCCCUCCCACGCCGUGCCAUGCCAAGACAAACGUCAUGUUCCUCAAAACCCACAAGACUGCCAGCAGCACUGUGCUCAACAUCAUGUUCAGGUUUGCAGAGAGGUACAACCUCACUGUCGCCCUCCCUGCUGACCAGCUCUUCCACCUGGGAUACCCAAGGACUUUCGUGGCCCACUUUGUGGAGGGUUUUAAAACCAUAGGCCAAAAUUACAACAUCAUGUGCAACCACCUGCGGUUUAACCCCUUGGAGGUAAAAAGAGUGAUGGCAGCCAACACCUUCUACUUCUCCAUCCUGAGGAACCCCAUUCCUCUGCUGGAGUCUUCCUACAUCUACUACAAGAACAAUGUGCCUGCCUUCAGGAGCUCCAAGAACGUGAACGAGUUCCUGGCAUCACCCACAAAGUAUUACCACCCAGCAGAUUACAGGGCAAACAUCUAUGCCAGGAAUAUCAUGUGGUUUGACUUUGGCUACAAUAACAAUGCAGAGGAUGACACGCAGUACACCCAGGCUGUCCUGGAGGAGAUUGAGCAGAACUUCCACCUCAUCCUGAUAGCAGACUACUUUGAUGAGUCCAUGAUCCUCUUGAAGCACGCUCUGUGCUGGGAUCUGGAUGAUGUGAUUUACUUCAAGCUCAAUUCCAGAAGCCAGGACACUGUCCAGAUGUUGACUCCAGAAAGCGAGGAGCAGAUAAAAGCGUGGUGCUCGCUGGACUGGAAGCUGUACCUGCACUUCAACCAGAGCUUCUGGAGAAGGAUUGAGGAGACCAUAGGGCUGGAGGUGCUGCAAAAGGAGGUGGAUCACCUGCGGGCCAGACAGAAGGAGCUCAUGGAGACUUGUCUCUCAGAGCAGGAGGCAGUGAGGAAGGAUGACAUCAGGAAUAAAGCUCUCCUGCCUUUCCAGUCAGGGGCUGCAGAUAUCCUGGGUUACAACCUCAAGCAAGACUUGGACAACAGGACUCUGAGAACCUGCCAGAAGAUGGUCAUACCAGAGCUCCAGUACACGUCCUACCUUUAUGCUGUCCAACACCCGCACAAGAAGAGGAAAGAGGUGGGAUUGCCAUUGCUGUGGACCAACCUCCAGGAGAGGAGUGUCCAGCUGCCAGUGUCCAACUAGGACAUGUGGUAACACACUGUGGCUUCCCACCGCUUUGCAUCACCCCUUGUCUGACUGGUAACUGACCCACAGGACUCUUGUGCAUGAGGGGGAGGCAGUGGGGGCUUUGUUUAGGGUCAGCAAGUUGGUGGUUGGUUUCUUUUUGGGGACCUUGAGCCAAAGGCUCUGCAUUGACCAGAUUCGGGGUAAUCCCACCUGCCUGCUCCUAGCUGGAGGGAGCCAGACUGGCUGCAGCUGCAUUCCAGCCUCUUAAUCAUUAAUCACGAGUGUGAUCAUUUGCCUUCAUUUGACUUUAUUUGAUAUCCAUCGUUACAUCAGCCUGGUCACAGUUCACUGGAGCGAGUUCUGAUUUUUGGAGGGUUUAGGGGAGGAGGAGGGAAGUGAGGGGAGUGUGACAAGAGGACACAGCGCUCGAAGAAGCAGGAGAGAUGGUGGGUGUCCCUCAGGGAGGACUGACCACCCCAUGCUGCUGAAGCUGCCUUUGGUGUGGGAGUCCCAGGCAUCCUGCCAAAGCCAGGCAGGCUGGCUGCCUUGCCCAGUGGCAUGUAAGCUGUGCCUCUCGUGUCACCAGGUGAAUGGGCCUCUGAUCCAUGUGGGAGAGGUCAGUGCUCCCCUGGGGGGAGGUUUUGUGGUUUUGUCCCUUGCUCCCAGGGUCCCUGGGCAUGGAAGUUCCUUUGGGUGCAGCAUCCCCACAGCCCUUUAGCAGCAGAUGUGUUUUUGGGGCUCCCCUUGCUGUGCUGGCCAAACUCUCCAGCACGGAUUAGGAGGGGAUGGAGUGAGGCACAGCUUUGGGCACACUGGUGCAUCCAGGUCCCUGCUGCUGCCCUGGCCAGCACAGGCAGGAGGAGAUGCUGGCUCAGCCUUAAAACACUGGGGUUUUGUCAGUAUAAGUUGGCACUGACAGAUGUGUUGGGAACAGGUGACAAGCAGUGACACCAAGUCCAUUUGGCUUGGUGCUGCCAUCCUCACAAGCCUUGCUGGCACUGCCACAGCAGCAGGGCAGGAUGGCAGGAUGGGGAAGAUGCAUCUGGGGUCACUUGGCUGGCAGUGAUGCCUUUGGGUGAAGCUGUGGGGCAGCAGCUCCAGCUGGGAAGCAGCAGUGAUGCUGUCAGGGGGAGAGAAGCAGAGCCAGGAUUUUCCUCAGCUCUGUUUAGCAGCUGAGGCAGGGGUUAACCAGCCCAAGUGUCCAGCAGGAACAACCCAGAUUAACAGCACUUUCACAGUCCCAUGUUACAGAAAUCCUCACUAAAAUUAACCCAAACCUCGGGAGGCUUUUGUAGCAGCCAGGCGGAGCUGCUGGAGCCACACGUGGUCACCCUGGGCCAUCCCAGGGGCUCUUCCCCGGCGGUUCUGCAGCCUCCGCCUCAGUUUUCCCCUUGGAGCUUCUGAUCCAUGAUUUUCCCUGUGAAUUUUGUCAAGCCCUGUUAUCUAAACUGAUCACAGAGAUGGAAUAUUGGAAUAUAGGUAUAAAAAUCGUUUCUCAGUAGCUGAUCUGCGUGCAGUUUGGGAGGGCUGGGGUUCCUGGGAAGCUUGUGGAUUCUGUGGUGCUGGGGGUUCGGAUAGGGCUGGGGAUCCUGGAGAUGCUGGGGGUCCUGCAAGGGCAGAGGUUCCUGGAAAGGCUGGGAAGACUGGGGGGGUCACGGAAGGUUGGGGGUCCUGGGAGGGCUGGGACCCUCUGGACCACAGCUCGCAGGCUGGGGAGCUCCCGGCGGGGUGGGCUGUGGUGAUCAUGGGCUGGAGUCUCUGGACAGGGAAGCCUAGCCUCUCCCAGCCUGCAGGAGGAGGGAAACUGAGGCAGGAGAUGCAAUUGCCGCGCCCAUGGAUCCCCUCGCUUCCCCGCCCGGAGGUCCGAGCAGGGGGCUCGGCAGCCGCGGGGCCCCCGGGCCCGU